CAAAGUCACGAGCCUCAGUCACAGAGCCAAAAAAUAAAGACCUCAGAAGAUAUUCUUUGAAAUUCCACUUAGCUCUCCUACGACCCUUAGGACCCAAAAAAUAAGCAUAUGGUGGGUGUCUUCCUUGUUAUUAGCUGAUAAACUAACAUGGGUCUUGAUAAAUUCAGGGUAGAGAUUAAAUAAAGCCAAGAUUUUGGAACUGGCCUGAAUUUCAAGAGGGAUUUCACCGAAAGCUCAAGAGGAUUUCGGUAACGAGCUCUGGUGGCAGAAUAGGGAUUGUCAAGAUCCAAUUUUGCAUUGAAUUUGAUGGAAAUUGAGCUUGUUUUGUGCGAUCGGAGGCUUCAGAAUCCAUUUUGGUUGCAGAAAUUUCGAGUUCCAUUGUUGUGAAAACCCCAAGUGUACUGAUAUUCUUUAACAGAGUAUUAUAAAACUAUUAAGGGUAAAAUCUUACUACUUGAAACUUUGGGGAUGCUUAAUGUAAUUUAAUAAAUAUUAGCGUCCAUAGUCCAUACAUAAUUACAUAUACUGGGCCAGAAACCUCCGUCGGCCCAAUUCACUUGCCGGUCAAACCCCGCCGUCAAAGACUUCUCAUUCAGCCGAGCACGGCGGCGACGGGCAGUAACCAGCUCAGUGGGUGGUGUUUUUCCGGCGGGAAUAUAGCGAAGAUAUGGAAAAUGAGAAUAAACUAGAGAGUUUCGUGCUGGUACAUAACAUAGCAAAGAGACACAACGUCGGAACCUUAGCUCGUAGCGCCACCGCGUUCGGCGUCUCGGAGAUGAUACUCGUCGGCCGUAGAGAUUUCAACGCUUUCGGUAGCCACGGCUCCACUUCUCACGUCCGUUUCCGCCACUUCCACUCCCUUGCCGAUGCUAAAACCUUCCUCAAGGAAAGAGAUUGUGAUAUAUGUGGAGUUGAAAUUACAGAAAACGCGGUUGCAGUAAAUGAGCAUCCUUUUAAGAGAAGUACUGCUUUCCUGCUGGGUAAUGAGGGUACUGGACUUUCUGCAAAAGAGUGUGAGAUAUGUGAUUUCUUUGUAUAUAUUCCACAAUAUGGGUGUGGUACUGCUUCAUUGAAUGUGACUGUUGCUGCUUCCAUUGUUCUGCAUCAAUUUGGAGUUUGGGCUGGAUUCUCUGAGAGAACACGUGAAGGGAACAAGUUCAUUGUGGCUGAAAGACCUUUUAAACAGGCAAAGAAAAAUUACUGCAUGGAAUCAUCUGAAUCUGUUGCUGAGGAGCGAAGACUGAAGAGGGAAAAUCUUUCAAAUGGGUUCUUUGAAGAUGCUGGAAAAGAGGAAUCACCUUCAAAUCUUUUAGAUACCUUGUUUGAUGACUAGUGCCAGGGAGAAGAGAAAACUACCGAUAUUAUGCUUCCUUCAGCCUCAUCCUCAAAGUUGUGCUGAUUUACUUAGAUAGAAACAAAGCAAAUCAAACGGGGAUUUAAGUUAUUGAUGGAAUGAACUGUGGAAGAGUUGGAAUUAGGAACCCUAAGCAGUCGCGCUAACCAGCCACCACCAUGGAGUAGCAUUUUCACAUGAUCUUUGUAUUUGCAAGUUCAGUAAGGGAUUUCAUGUUUAGCAUGUUCAGUCUUCUGUUUGAGAUAUCAAACUGCUAAUACUACAUAAAACUAGAUCAGACAUGGCAUGUGCCAUUGUUUAGUCAAGGAUGAAUCAUGUUUGUUGUACCCUUGACCUCGGUUUUGUCAUUUCUUAAAUAUAAUGUAAUUUCAGACUAGCAAA
Molecule: messenger RNA, 1735 nt
Organism: Solanum tuberosum (potato)
Lineage: Eukaryota; Viridiplantae; Streptophyta; Magnoliopsida; Solanales; Solanaceae
Product: putative TrmH family tRNA/rRNA methyltransferase
Exons: 4
Coding region: 668-1333 (221 amino acids)
Biological process (GO): RNA processing
Molecular function (GO): RNA methyltransferase activity; RNA binding
Source: RefSeq, a predicted model, not a curated record